CCAUUUUUGGACUACAAACGCGUUGGGGACUCGUGGGUUCUCGGGGGUCCAAACGGAAAUACUUUUCGCGCAGUGGCUGAAUCCCUAGCCUUUCAGUACAACGUGUCGAUUCCGGCGGACAACACUUGGGGCUUGAGAAGAAGGAACGGGAGCUGGUCAGGCAUGAUGGGAAUGCUACAGAACGGCGUGUGGCUCAUCCUGCUGCUAGCCCUCGUCUUCUUGUCCUUCGUAACGACAGCCUUCUCGCUUUGGACGCCACAGAAGAAGCAUCGCAAGUCCAUCUUAUUCACCUGGAGCGACGAAUUAUGGAGAUACGUGGAAAAUAUGUUCACUGAAGCCUCCGCGCACUGUCCGGUUGAUGCUCCCACGCGGAUCGUAGUGGCAGUGUGGUGGAUAGCCGUAGUCGUCCUCAUGAACGCCUUCACGGGACUUAUGCGGGCAUGCAUGAUGCUGAAGACUGAGACAAACACCAUCGAUUCAAUCAGGGAGCUUGUACUGCAGCCGAACAUCAAGCCAUACGUCUGGGGCGGGACUGCGUACAUCUUCAUGCUUAGGGACACGGGCACCCCCGAGUACCAGGCAGUCUGGAAAAUUGUGGAACGCCACCGCAGUAUGUUGACCACGGAGAGACUGUACAGCAAGGAAAUACUCACGGAGGUUCUGCGGGGCAAAGCUGUAAUCGUCAGUGAUCGCAGCUCUAUCGUGCACAAGGUGUCUUUAGCCUGCAAUCAAUUCACAGAUGGAGAGUUCUACUUGAGCAGUCAUCCCGUCACACAGCACCCCUUCGUCUGGUACUACAACAGAAGACUCGCCCAACCCAUACGAGAUGCCAUUGAUAACAAAUUGAUAUCGCUACUGGAAGCAGGCCUUACCCAACGAUGGUGGCAACAAGGCGUGGGUGACUGGAGCCGGUGCAAACAGCAGACAGUUUCAGCGUCAGCUGCUGGAAGCAGUCAACUGCAGGCCUUGCGGUUUGCAGACAUGAAAGCCAUCUUUGUGCUUUGGUUGCUUUGUGUAGGCAUUGCCCUAGCAGUUUUUGUUUUCGAAAUCAUCUUACAUAGGCCGUCGCAACCUAAAAGGGUUGUGGUGUGUUCCCGACAUCAGAAACUUCAUCCGUACAGAACAGGGCUAUAUCAACAGAGAUUAACGACGAAAGCUCACUAAUGACUUCUUUGUCAUAACUUAUGCACCCAACAUUGACCAGUCUUGGAUUAGAUCAGGUACUCCUGCACUGCACAAAAUUACACAGCAUCAUGAUAACCUUCGUGUAAAGUAAACACUAUUCCAGAUAUUAGUCAGAACGAAGCCUGCUUUGAACUGAGCUCGACACCGUUAAAGCGCAAUGACUGUAGGGAAACUGCAUUUUUGUAGUGAUAAGGAAUCGGCAAAACAGCACACACGUCACUUGCGGAGAGUCAUUUCACAUCGUAGGCUAAAUGAAGCUGAUGAAGUUCGCGGUAUGUCCCUCAUAUUAUUCACAGUUUCUCUGAUGUCCUCAAACCCAAUCCCUUUCGUCCCGUUCCAGUACAUUCCUUGGUCAGAGUACACACACACUGCUGUGCCCGCUCUCAAUGUGCUGAAGUACGACACUAACUGAACAAAAUCAGAUGCUUUAUUAUUCUCGAUAAAUAAAUAAAAAAAUAAUGAACACGGGGUCCGGGAAGAAACAUCAUAUGCUGACAACAGCGGCACCUUGUGAAUGAUCUCAAUAAGGACAUGGACGCACCAUAGUAUUACAUGAACUCCA
Molecule: messenger RNA, 1747 nt
Organism: Ornithodoros turicata
Lineage: Eukaryota; Metazoa; Arthropoda; Arachnida; Ixodida; Argasidae
Product: ionotropic receptor 25a-like
Exons: 7
Coding region: 163-1164 (333 amino acids)
Cellular component (GO): membrane
Molecular function (GO): ligand-gated monoatomic ion channel activity
Source: RefSeq, a predicted model, not a curated record